This is a messenger RNA of Suricata suricatta (meerkat), 3850 nucleotides long. It is a transcript of the gene MAP2K6, whose product is annotated as mitogen-activated protein kinase kinase 6. The transcript is spliced from 12 exons. Gene Ontology annotation, molecular function: MAP kinase kinase activity; ATP binding. The record is from RefSeq and is a predicted model, not a curated record. Bases 252 to 1256 code for a protein of 334 amino acids. Gene Ontology annotation, biological process: protein phosphorylation; MAPK cascade. NCBI's taxonomy places the organism in Eukaryota, Metazoa, Chordata, Mammalia, Carnivora, Herpestidae.
CCAUCAUGUAGCUGCAGCACAGCCUUCCCUAACGUUGCAACUGGGGGAAAUAUCACUUUCCAGUCUGUUUUGCAAGGUGUGCAUUUCCAUCUUGAUUCCCUGAAAGUCCAUCUACUGCAUCGGUCAAGAGAAACUCCACUUGCAUGAAGAUUGCACGCCUGCAGCUUGCAUCUUUGUUGCAAAACUAGCUACAGAAGAGAAGCAAGGCAAAGUCUUUUGUGCUCCCCUCCCCCAUCAAAGGAAAGGGGAAAAUGUCUCAGUCGAAAGGCAGGAAGCGAAACCCUGGCCUUAAAAUUCCAAAAGAAGCAUUUGAACAACCUCAGACCAGUUCCACGCCACCUCGAGACUUAGACUCCAAAGCAUGCAUUUCUAUUGGAAAUCAGAACUUCGAGGUGAAGGCAGAUGACCUGGAGCCCAUAAUGGAACUGGGGCGAGGUGCGUACGGGGUCGUGGAGAAGAUGCGACACGUGCCGAGCGGGCAGAUCAUGGCGGUGAAGCGGAUCCGGGCCACAGUAAAUAGCCAGGAGCAGAAAAGGCUACUGAUGGAUUUGGAUAUUUCCAUGAGGACAGUCGACUGUCCUUUCACCGUGACCUUUUAUGGCGCACUCUUCCGGGAGGGCGACGUUUGGAUCUGCAUGGAGCUCAUGGACACAUCACUAGAUAAAUUCUACAAACAAGUGAUUGACAAAGGCCAAACAAUUCCAGAGGACAUCUUAGGGAAAAUAGCAGUAUCUAUUGUAAAAGCAUUAGAACAUUUACACAGUAAGCUCUCUGUCAUUCAUCGAGACGUCAAGCCUUCCAACGUGCUAAUCAACACUCUGGGCCAAGUAAAGAUGUGCGACUUUGGAAUCAGUGGCUACCUUGUCGACUCUGUCGCUAAAACUAUUGAUGCAGGAUGCAAACCGUACAUGGCCCCCGAAAGAAUAAACCCAGAGCUCAAUCAGAAGGGAUAUAGUGUGAAGUCUGACAUUUGGAGUCUGGGCAUCACAAUGAUUGAGUUGGCGAUACUUCGGUUUCCCUAUGACUCUUGGGGAACUCCCUUCCAGCAGCUCAAGCAGGUGGUAGAGGAGCCCUCUCCACAACUCCCCGGAGACAAGUUCACUGAAGAGUUUGUUGACUUUACCUCACAGUGCUUGAAGAAGAAUUCCAAAGAACGGCCAACAUAUCCAGAACUUAUGCAACAUCCAUUUUUCACCCUACACGAAUCCAAAGCAACAGACGUGGCAUCUUUUGUAAAACUGAUUAUCGGAGACUAACUACCAUGGACUCCAUUGGUUGGCCCUCCUGUGGAUUGGUGGGUUUACAGGGUGAAGCAGGUUCAUGAAAGCGCCAAUAGAAACUCAUCUUUGAGAUAAUUUAAUCCCGCCUCUCAGAAGGUUUUUUUCCUCCCCAUUUUCUUUUCUUUUCUCUUUUUUCCCCUCCAAAGGGGGCCUUUGGAAUCUAUAGUAUAGAAGGAACUGUCUAGAUGGAUGAAAUAUGGCAAAGGCUUAGGACUUAAAAAGGUGAUUAAAUAUUUAAUGAUGUGUCGUAUGAGUCCUUAAGCUUCUCAGACUUCUCUUGUUCUUCGUGAAACGAAUGCAUUGGCCCUGGUCAAAAGGUGCUACAGUAGUGAUGAAAUUGUAAGUAGAUCUGUAGUCUGUCCUACUUAUUAUUUUAAUAUUUAUGUUUAAGUGCUUGGUUGAAAAGAUUCCACUUUAUGCAAGGAGGGAGAUGCAAGAGACAAGGUUGGGUUGGCAAUAUUUAUAGGGCUUUUAUUUUUAAGUUCAAUUGUGUCUGUGGUCCAGAGGAAAUUAUUUAAUAUGCAUCUUUAAGAGUAUUAUAACAAUAUCAGUGAGGAGCUCUUCUUUGUAAAAUACUUGUUCCAGCUGUUGUGGCUGCUUAUCGUGUCCUUAGAUUUCUGCUCAGCUCCUGGGUAAUAACCACAUGUUUCAGGUCAAGUGAGGCAUCCCUUUCCCCAACUUUGGGAAACAUAAAAUCAACUGUUGUCACAUCUCAGAGUCCUGAGUUGGAUUCUCUUAGCCUUUGUGGUAUUAAUGCAAUGUGAUUUGCGGUGUGGUUUUAUAUCACCUAUCCACCCUUCUACAUGUGUGCCUGUGUGUAUUCGGUAAGUCCCAAGUUCUGCCAAGGGGCUUCCACGGACAUCUCUACUUGGUGAGGAGGACAUAUGUGGGUCAUGUUAAACCUCACGGAGAAUUGGUGCCUUCUGCUUCUGUCCCUCCUGACAAUGUAUAAGCCCCAAGGUUUGCCUUUGUGUUAAGAUGCGCUUUUACUUUCUUCUUUUUUCUCCCUUGUUCCAUAAAGGAGCCUUACUAUUAAUGGGAGGGCUGCAAUACAAGAAAAUAAAAGCUCUUUGGUAAGAUAGGAGAUCAUGGGGAGAAUUGAAUUAAUUCCUAGGAAUAGACUGCCUGGGGUUGAGGCCACAUUUCACUUCAGCAGCACACGGUAGCAUGUUCUCCUGUAGGAAGCCAGUGCCGUUGUGGGUUCCUGGCAGGUUGACAAAGCAAUGAAAGCUUGUUCUCAUGACUAAAUAUACCCCUAAGUUCUCUAGGUUCCUUGAUGAAAAAUGAGUGAAGUGAUGCAGGGCAACUGGAGACUGAUGAUAACCAGGAAGCAUUGCUUUUGGACAUUGGGUUUACAUAAGGCUACUCUUGAAGGACAAGGAUGGAGAAUUUUGAUAAACAAGGAAGAAGAGAACUCCCUCUGUUUCUUUCUUUGCCUCAAGUUCACAGAUAGGGAGAUUAUUAUUCCUGAAAAUCUUCCCUACUUUCCCUGUUAGAUUUUGAAAUGCAGACAAUAGUUUUUCUGUGUCUGCAUUUUCUCCUUGUUCUUGUCUUCUGUCCAGCUCAGAGCAGUUGCCCAGAGUGAGUAUGGCCCUCCUGUAUGCUUCUUUGUAUCCCCAGUUCCAAGAGAUACCUGUGUGAUCAAAUGUAGUUUCAUCUUCUUUAAAGCUACCUCUUUUCCUCAUCUUUUUCCAGCCAGGAAAGGUGUAUUAUCCUCGUGGUUAUGGCCAUUCACUUUCCUUUCUAUGUUAGUAAAUUGGGCAGUUUCCCUCGUUGAGACCAAGAGAAAAAAAAAUCACAACUGUAUUCCUUCUUCUCUUCAAGUAGUAGAAAAAUUGGCGGUCAUUCCAUCACAGCUUUUGGCAGAAUAUAUAAGGCAAGACCUCUUUCUCGUCUGAGUCAGAUAACUUGGUAUCUGUUGCUCAGUGCGGUUUCUACUUAGAAAUGUUCUUAACCAAGUGUGUUCUCAUGUGUAUGCCUCUCCAAUUUGUGAGCCCAGGGCCUAAAGUUGCAAAAUAAUCAUACUAAGAGAAGGGGUUAGUUGAUGGCUCUCAACCUGGUGUGCACUGGAAUCCCUGGGAGUUGGUGAACACUGCCAAUGCCAAGUUUGGGAUUGUGUUGGUUCAGGGUGGGGCCUGGAAAUUGGCAUAUUUUACACACUGUUUGUGAUUCUGAUGCACAGCACAGUCUAGUACCUCCAAAAGAGAGAACUGACUUAAAAUUGGGAACACUGGUCUAGUACCUCCAAAAGAGAGAAUUGACUUAAAAUUUCUCUUGAACAUUGGCAGAGGGAAACAAGAGCCCCCACUUGAUCCCCUGUCCUCAUCAAUGGGGCCAUCUUUGCCAUUAUCAGAGAAGGCAUGUUCUGGGAAAACUGAUUUGGAACUUGGGAUACAUUGUCCUCAUUGAAAUAAUGUACAACAUGGUGAUCAGAAAUCUUCUGUGCUCAAGUAGAAUGGCUUGGUUGGCUUAUGAGUCUAAAUUCUAGAAUGUGUGUUUGUGUGUGUUGGAGAACCAUGUUAUAAGUUCUAAACUAAUUUUACAAUAAACAUAGAGAUGCAUAAACCAUA